AUGGCACCUGUCGAACUGCACGUUGAUGCCUUGUCCAAGGUCGACGUGUUCGUGCACCCCUCGGCGUACCCGCCCUCGACGCAGGUCGGUGAUCUGCUGACGAUCCGACCGCUUACCACCCCUUCGCGCAAGAACAAGGGCAAGGAUCGGGCAUUACUGUUCAAGGUCGAUCGUUUGUCGGAUAGUGCUGCAUCCUCGUCGGUGGGAGCAGCCACGAACAUUGGGGCCAAUGCCAAUACUUCCGCAGCACAGGGGCAGGGCUCGGCGCAGCAUUCCACAGCCGCCGCUACAGCCACCGCUACAGCCGCUGCAGCGAGUCAAGCCGACAGAGAAAGGAGAAGACCGCCCAAGGCUCAAGUGCUCGUCUCACAGAGCGUGCAGCAGACAUUCAAGUGGAUCAAACCGCGCACCGAAGUUGUCGUCGAGGUGCUCAGUCGAGCCGAUCGCAACCAUCAGGUCAGUCCCCGCCGCGCAGCACUGAGUCCACAGGAAAACAUCGUGCAUGCAUAAUGAUAUUCUAGUAUAUUCUGCUUACUAUUCGACCGGCAACGCUGACCAUGAUGUGCGCUACUUGCUCGGAAUACGCUUUAGCUUACCCCACCCCCACCUGACGAACUGGUCGCCUCGCACGUCGAGCUCUACUUCAACAACCUCUACCUCUCGCGACCGGACAUGUUUCGUCUCACGCUCAGUUUGGCUCGCACCUGCCUAUUUGUCAACCAACGCGUCACCUCCGAGGUACUGAUUGGCGCUCGUCUCAGGGUCGGCGCCAUCUUCAACCUGAACAACCAUCACCUCCGCUCGGCCUACAUCACCGACGAGACAAAGAUCAUAUUUCGUUCAGAGUCGGCGCGUUGCUUCAUCUUUGUCGAGAUCAGUCAAGAGAUGUGGCACUUUGAAGAGGACGGAUCGAUGCUGCGCGAAAGGUGCGAAGUCUUUCUCGACGAAAUGUUCCAGCACUGGUCGGGCAAGCAGAGAAAAGGCAUGGGAGGCGCCAAGAAUAGGGGCUACUCGACGAGCCAUACCGUUUCCAUCAUUCUGUAUGGCCGCGUAAUCUAUGAGGACAACGGAGAAGGUGAAGAGGCGAGGGCGCCAAUGAAGAGGCACGAGAAUGGGACCCUCUAUCGCGACUUUUUCAAGGUCAAUCACAUGUGUCAUCUGCUGCUGCCCACGGGCCCCAUGACUCACGCGCCCUAUCUUGUUUGCUUCAGGUCAUCAUGGAUCUCACGCCCUCCCCUCAUCCGUCCAUUGUUCGCACGGUGGCGCAAGAGAUCCAAAGGUGGCACGAGUCCGUCCUGCUGCGCACGCGAGCCACGGGCGAGCAGAAACUGGCGGGCCGGAUCGCCUACGCCCACGAGUCGCCGGUGCUGGAAGCAACGAACCUCGCUCUCAACUCGUUUGAAGAGCAUUGGAUUGAUCGAGAUUUACAACGCACCGGCUUGGAAGUGCUCGUCCUCACCGCCGGCACGUCGUACUACGAAGUUCCCAAGCGCCUGUUGCGACUGACAACGGAACGCAUGCUCUACCAUGGAAUCGGUUUGGACCUCAUCUCGCUCAGCAAGACCCCGUUGCAUACGGUGCCGCUGUUCGCCUUCCAGAGUCACGAGCCUGGCUUGUCCGACGAGCCUCAUAUCGCUUUUAAUGGCUUCAAAGACAAACGGCGCGCUGGCACGGACAUCCAGCCCACGAACGUUGGUCUCCCUUCAUCGCAUGGUACGACUCAUUCGGCAACUUCGCGACCCUACACGGCCGCUACGGCCGAGCACUCUGGUUCGUCGCACAACAUGCCGCAGAACCCGUUCGGCCGCGACCCCACCCGCAUCGCCUUGCCAAAUGAUCAGAAGGAUCCUCUGUACUACGACUCUUCGCGACCUUUGCAAGAGAUGUCGAUCUACUACGCCGAGCCCAUGUUCAUUUUUUGCUCCUUUUUUGGUCUGCAAGUCGACAAGCCGCAUCGCAUCGAUCGGUUUAUGCCCCGCGCGAGGUGCUACGAGUUAUUCUCUCAGGGCAUAGGGGAGAGGACGCCGAUCGCGAUCCCAUUGCUGUUACCAAUCAAUGCCGCGAUGGACGCCGAGGAUGGGGGAACUGGUGCGAAUGGUGAAACCGUUGGCUACCUGAGUGAAUGGGAGAAGCGUCAGGCCAAAAGGGAGAUGCAUGAUGCGCUGGCCGUCGGUGCUCGGGAUGGGUUGGAAGGUCUUUCGACCUGGUCCAAAGAGAGUGGAGCCAUGAGCACGACGACUGGAAGUUCGGUCGAGUUGGCGAACAAUGCCGGUGGGAGGUGGGACAAGACGAUCGGCGCGAAGAUCAAGGGAGCUCAUAGCAACAGCGAUGCAACGACCGAAAGUGGGAGCGAUGGAAGUGGGAGGGGCGGAAGGAGUUUGUCGGCGCAGAGCUCGAGGGAAAUGGAUGAGAGAACCGCUGAGACAGCCAAGGUGCGCGAGAGGGAAAUGAAGCGCGUGACGCUGGAGCGGGAGCGGGAACAGGAGAUCGUAAUCGAGAAGGAGCGAGGGCGACAACAACGCAUCUCCGAAGCGGAACGAGUGGCUACAAGCUCGAGGUCCAAGACGCCGAUGCCAGGUCGACCGCGUUCGGCAUCGGUCGCCACGUCGGUUCGGACUGUUUCGUCGGCCCAAACCAAGACGGAUCGUAACAAGUUGGCGACCCCGGCUUUGAUCGCUCGAUUGACCAACACAAUCGCGGCCCCAUCCGGCAGCGGGUCAUCUACGAAUCAAUCGUUCCAUUCGUCUCGACCGGGCUGGCUUGGACUCUUCCGUGGACCGGCCUCGACGAGCAACGCAACGCCAGCCCCCUCGGUUGCGGUGCAAAGGGUUGAAGCUCAAGCCAAUGUGACACCCCAGUUCGACCUCGACACGGACAUGUCUGUCACCUCCGGGAGAUCUGAUCACGGCACGACAUCCCCUCCUCCGUCGAACCGAACUUCGUUGCUGACUUCUCCCCAAAUCAGAGGGCCCACUCUCCCCAUCUCGAUCAAGACCUGGGCCAUCCAGCCCAAGGACGCCGAUCGACCCUCAAGGGGUUUGCGCAAUUCGCCUUCGCUCAAGCAUUUCACCACAACGGGGAUUAGCAAAGGCAAGAGCUCAGGCCACCGCUCAACUGCGUCUCGCUUUAACCCUUCCAAGCCGGGAAGGCGAAGCAACGGACUGGCUGAUCAGGCUCGACGAUGGGCUUCGAUCUUCGUCCGGCACGCCAAUGACCAACGCUCGGUCAACUGGGUGUCCAUCACUCGCGGGGCUUGCCUGCCUUUGACGACCGACUUUUUGCCAACCGCCGAUGCGCUGUCGACAGAAUACUCGGACUUCGGUUAUGCUGUGCCGACAUCGUUGACAUCGAACUCGUUCCUUCUGUUGUCGGAACAGAGCAGGACGGGUCGCAACGUUGUGGCUGAACUUGUCUUGGAGAUGGUGUCGCAGCGGCUCUCGCACGGCUUCCAGCUCGUCACGCCCGCGAACCACAUCGGUGCGCUCGACGAGAUCAGUGUAGCGUCGUCCAAGACCUUGCCCGAUGUCCUGCACGAGGUCGAGAUCGGCGAUUCGACGGCAGUGUACCUCACCUUGGCGAACCAGAUUCAUCGCAUCUGGUACGACCGUCGAACCCAAGCCGUGCAGGUCAAGAUCAUGCGCCGCCGCCGGACUUGGUCGAAAGAGAGCUAUAACUUCUCAGGUCUCAUCUUCACCCAAGGCUCAAACGUAUAUCACUACACCGAGCUCGAGUUCCCGUAUCCCUCGAUGAUCGAGCCGGACGACUGGCAGCAUCUUGACCGGCUCGUCGCUGGCGCAGAGAGACCUGACCUCCGGCCUUCGCUGCGUUUUUGGCGGACUCGGCUGGUGUUGCUUCCAGCUGAAACAGUAACCGAGCGAGAGAGCAUCAUUCGAACGACGGAAGCACUGGAAGCGGACGCGUCGGAUGCGAUGAUCAAUGACCAGGGGUUCUACACGUUCAGAGAUCUCAUCGAGUCUGCGCGAUGGAUCCCACCUGGUGCAGAUCGGGAGCAAAUCCCGAUCUCCCAGUGAGUCAGAACAUACGCUGUAGAUCUCGGGGUAUAUGCUUGAACUAACGUCGCCCUUUAUUUUGCAGCACCUCUCUCACUGCCCCCGAGUGGGCCUCGAUGAUGGCCAAGAAUGCGACGUCGGCUAAUCUGGAUCUUUUGGCGACCGCGGUGAAUCGUGCGGCUCAUUCAUCCCAGUCAGCGAACCCUCAUAUUCCUCGCUUGUCGAUGUGGCUGUCGCGCCUCACCAACACUUCGGAGACGCCGCCACCGGCUUCGCCUUUAUUCGAUCGUGAUAUGCAGUUGCCCUCACCGAUCUCCGCCCCAGAACACCUCGGCGACAUGGGCACCUCAGCGCCUUCGCCUACCCCCAAGAAACCGGUUGUACAAAUGUCGUACGCGGUCAUUGUCGAUCUCGACCACCUCGGCAAAAAGUCGUCCAGGGCCGAGCGCGUCAUCUGUCACCUCGAUCGCUCGCACAACCGCAAUGCAGCGUACCACCUCGAAUUGAACUGGCUCUCUGGGUCGGGCAAGAUCAUUGAUAGCGCAAUCCAGGCUUGGUCGAGGCAGGUGCAAAAGUUUGGCUUAAGGCUGAUCGAGGUCUCUACGCGAGCUGUCGAAGACCUGCACAACCCGUUUCAAUUGGCCACGAUCUUGCCCUUCAAGGUGCCUCCACCUCCAAUCGUAGACUUGACACUACCGCGAGAGUAAGCACUCUGACAUUCUGCGCACUUCUCGACAAGCUGCACCGUGGUUGCUGAACUAUCCCAUAUCGUUCAGGUACUACGAGGCUGGUCUUCUCCGUUCGCUCGGCUUCUUUCUCGACAUCGGCGCCGAUUCCAGCUUCCCCUCCGACGUCGACGUGCAGUAUUCCUACAAACGCAGUCCUUCCCCUCGUUCGCAAUACAUUCAUCGCUCAGGCACGGUCCUCGUCGCGAUCCUUGGCGAUCGACGUGGGCUCGCCAUCGUCGCGAACCGGAUCUACCUCAGCCAUAGACCGCAGGCGAAAGACCAGGAUCCGACGCGGGAGUUGGUCGAACUUUGUGGUGAUUUGCAGAAGUUGAGGGCGAUGUGGGAUCGAUUGGGCGUGGAAGCGGAUCGACUCAAAGAGAAGGCGGCAUCCGAAGCUACGACGGCGAGGGAGGUCUCGCAGGAGUAG
Messenger RNA from Microbotryum saponariae, 5165 nucleotides. The record is from the annotation of a GenBank genome assembly. NCBI's taxonomy places the organism in Eukaryota, Fungi, Basidiomycota, Microbotryomycetes, Microbotryales, Microbotryaceae.